AUGGAUCGGUGCGUUUUUGUGAACGGUAAAAGGAAGUUAUUAAGCGAGAAGUAUAGCAGAUCGAGUAAAGCUGUGAAUCAACACUUAUUGAGUGCCUCGAAGGUGACUGGCUUUCGUCGUUUCAUAUCAGCGUUCGAAGAGGAACUUGAUUCAUCGAUCGCAUCCCUCUACGAAAAUGUUUUAUCUGAAAUCGUCGCGUUCGUUCACAGCCAUUGGCAAUCUUCUGAUAAACGGCGUCCAGGUAUGCGCACUUUCUGUAAAUGUGAUGAACAUUCAGGAUUGGCAACUGGUGUGAUUCGAUGUGAGAAUGCCGACGGUUUCUCACUGAAUGAAUCACUGAAAAAGCUGUUGGGUAAGGAACCGAUUUGUAUUUCGGCGCCUUUACCGCCGUUGUGUACAAUCAUUGAUAGUAUUCGUAAGAAUGAGGAUUCAAAAUGUGUAAUUAUAAAGCAAGUCGAAUGUCUGCCAGCAAAUUUCAUCGAUGAUUUCAUUUCGAUUGUUUGCGAUUCAGAACGUGACUCACGUUUGGUCUUAUUGAUGACGAUUUCUUCCGAUGCGAGUGUUGUGUACUCACGCUGUUCAAGACAAACCUAUUCACAGUUAUUAAUUCGACUAUUCGAAUGCCCCACUCCGGCAACCGUACUGAAUACUUUUAUGGAUUCAGUUACAUUCAAUCCACAUUGUGCGUUGAGAGUUGAUGGCAAGUUAUUCGAUGCUUUACGAGAAAAUUUUCUCAGCAGAAAUUAUUCAUACGAAUUGUUGAAAAAAAUGGUUCGUAUUGCAGCAGUGAAUCACUACAUUAGCGUGGAGCAUUCGGGAUCUGAUUGUUGGGAGAGUCUGGUGUUUAUCGAGCGAUAUUUUGCAUUCUUGAAGCAUUUGCAUAGUGCUUGCGAUGGAUUUCCAUCGCAGCACCGUUCAAUAUACGAACUGCAUUCGGAUUUGCAAUCAAAAAGUGCUUUCUUCACCGAUCGAGAGGGAUUAUUUUGGUGCGCAUUUUCAGUUUUCCUUUCACCGAGUAUUUUUCUCACCGUGAUUUUCUCAUAUCGUUUCAGUUUUACUUUCAUUCCAUUCCAUUUCGUUUCUCAGUUUGUUCGCAUUCUUUCAUUCCAUUUAAAAGAAAAAAUUUGCGUUCUCAACGAAAAUUCCUGCUGGUAA
Molecule: messenger RNA, 1155 nt
Organism: Anisakis simplex (herring worm)
Lineage: Eukaryota; Metazoa; Nematoda; Chromadorea; Rhabditida; Anisakidae
Source: the annotation of a GenBank genome assembly